This is a messenger RNA of Myzus persicae (green peach aphid), 7582 nucleotides long. RefSeq names its product SLIT-ROBO Rho GTPase-activating protein 1-like. Gene Ontology annotation, biological process: negative regulation of cell migration; signal transduction. The record is from RefSeq and is a predicted model, not a curated record. Bases 690 to 4103 code for a protein of 1137 amino acids. Gene Ontology annotation, cellular component: cytoplasm. The transcript is spliced from 13 exons. Gene Ontology annotation, molecular function: protein binding. Lineage: Eukaryota; Metazoa; Arthropoda; Insecta; Hemiptera; Aphididae.
CGACCGACGACGGCGCAGAGCCCGCACGGCGUCCGUCCAGGUCAACUGGUUUUAUCGCGUCGUCCGUUGCGUGUUUUUCUUCCUUUUAAAUCGUUUUUCCGUCGCCGUUGUUGUUGUAGUUGCUGUUAUCGUCGUCUAAAUAUUUCACACGCCUACCGAACAAAGUGUAGUGUCGCGUGUACAACGGUGUGCAGGUGUUCGUCGAUCGGCAGUUGAUUUUUUUUCGGUCCAUGUGUGUGCAAUACGCUGCACGACGCGUCGCAGGUAAACGAGACAGCAGCACGUUAUAUUAUUAUUAUUAUUAUUAUUAUUACACAGAAGCCCGGUGGUCGUCGGGGUCGGCAAACGAACGCGGUACGACGACGAAGUGUUUUUUUUUCCAUAUUAUUACAUAUUUUCUUCGUUGCCGUUAUUGUAUUUUGUUUAACUGCAGCACACCUGUUGCCCGCGUAAUCGUGUUUUUCGCGGUUUUUCGAGCUAUGCGUUUCGCGACGGUUAUUGCGAAGAUCCCGACGACGUCGAUCGAGGCGGCUGCUGCUGUGGCGGUGGCUAGUCGAUAAACGAGCGCGGUUGUUGAGUGCCGACGACGUUUACAGUUUUGACACUGCGAAACCUACCUACGGUUACCCACCGCUCGUCUCGUAAUUUAACGGUCACCGCCCGGCGUCGCCAUUCGGUCCAUCGUCGAGAUGCUGUGCGCCGAGGAAUUGAUCGGUGGCUUCGACGAAGCGGACGCGUCGGCGUUCAAGUCGCCCAUCCGCAGACUCGGCUCCACCAGGAAGAUACUAUACUUCAACAAUAUCCGCCUCCAGCUUAACGAACAUCUACGAUGUCUGGACAGUCGAGUCGAAGCACAAGUAUCCUUAGUAUCCGAGCUUCAAGAUUACUUCAGAAAGCGGGCCGAGGUAGAAAUGGACUACAGCAAAAGCCUGGAUAAGUUGGCUAAAAGUUUACAACUCCGCCACAAAGAACAAAAACAAAAGAGAGAGCAGUGGUCGUUAUUUACCAGCUACUCGUGUUGGCAGCAACUGGUGUUGCAAACAAAAAAUCUCAGUAAAGAUCACGGAGCGCUCAGUGAGCUUUAUUCCACUCAUCUAGUCAGCAGAUUGUCUCAGGUCACUGAAGAUGUGCAAAGGAUAUAUAAAAGAUGUCGGGAGAUUUGUUACGAAAUCCACGAGGAAAUAUUACGGGUUCUUCACGAACUGCAUACCACCAUGAAAACGUAUCAGUCGUAUCAGACGGAAGCCAAACAGGCAGAAGCGAAGCUUAAAGUGGCUGAAAAUCAAAGACUGAAAAUCGAACAGGCAGUUCCUAAAGAAAAACUCGAUAAGUCAAAAAAAGUUAAACUUAUCGGGAAAGAAGUUCAAAAAAGAAAGAACAAAUACUUCGAUGCCAAACUGAAAGCAUUGAAAGCUCGCAACGAGUACAUUCUGUGUCUGGAAGCAACCAACAGCACAGUGCACAAAUACUUUGUCGAUGAUUUAUCCGAUCUAAUGGACUGCAUGGAUUUUGGAUUUCACCACUGCGUGACCAAAGCUUUAAAGAUGCAAACAUCGGCGGAAGAAGGCCGUAUUCAUUCCAUGCAAGCUGGCCUAGACGCUACUAAUUUAAUUGUCACGGCUAUGGACUCCGGUGUGGACAAACAACGAUUUUUAGAAUUUAACCAUACCGCGUUUAUGAUACCUAAGAAAUUUGAAUUUCAAGGACAAAAAGAUGAGUACGCGGAACCAGAAUUGCAAAAAUUGCUGUGUGCUGAUAUGGAGACGAGGUUGGAGCAGCUGAAUCAAAGAGUUACGAGCCUGCACACGGAGUCCGAUGAGGUGUGGAAAACACUGGCUACCGCUGAAAAAACUCUUUUGGAGAUGCUCACUGCCAACGACUACGAUUGUAGCAAUUAUUUCGGCGAAAAGGCAAUUCCGACGAGCAAACCACCGGAAACCAUUAGUAUUAAGUUGCGAGCAGACAAACACGAGACUGAAGAAUUUUAUCUAACCAAACUACGUGAUUAUCUCAUGAGAACGAGUCGAAUCGUACGUCUAGAUGCCAAACAGCAGCACAUAAACGAAACGUUAACGUCCAUAUGUUGCAAGCGUCCCCAAAAUGGCAACGUCGAUCUGACGCCCGCUAAACUGACGCCUCAGCGACCGCUGCACAAACCGAUUGUCCGAAGGAAAAGGAUAGGCAGGCUACAGAUGAACGGUCAACCAAAACUGUUUGGCGGGUCCCUGGAAGAAUAUUUGGAUGCAACGAAUCAAGAGAUACCGUUGGUAAUUAAGAGCUGUAUUCGAGUGAUAAACUUAUACGGUCUUCACCAUCAAGGAAUUUUUAGAGUGUCCGGCUCGCAAGUAGAAAUCAACAAUUUCAAAGACGCGUUCGAGAGGGGUGAAGACCCGCUUGCUGAUAUGACAGACGCCUCAGACAUAAAUUCCGUGGCUGGAGUGUUGAAAUUGUAUUUACGUGAACUCCGAGAACCUCUGUUCCCAAUUAUUUAUUUCGACCAAUUUAUGGAACUUGCACAACUCGAAUCACGUCAUAAAUUUGUGUUGAAGAUUAAAGAACUCGUUCAAAGCUUUCCAAAUCAAGUGGUUGUCAUGUUGAGAUAUUUAUUUGCGUUCCUAAACCAUUUGUCCGAGUUCAGCGACGAAAACAUGAUGGAUGUUUACAAUCUGGCCAUUUGUUUUGGUCCGACAUUAGUGCCGGUACCCGAAGAAAAAGACCAAGUUCAGUACCAGAACCUGGUCAACGAUCUCAUAAAAAAUAUAAUUCUAUUCCACGAAGACAUAUUCCCGUCGCCGUCGGAUAUCGGCGGGCUUGUGUACGAAAAGUACAUAUCCCGCGAGCCCGAUGACGUGGACGUGGGCGAUUCACCUUCUGACCAUGCCCAAGAGGACAUCGACUCUGAGGUUUACCCAUCAGAAGACGAAUGUGAAAGUCUCGAGGCUAUAGCACAGCAUGAUUUUGUUGCUCGAUCAGAACGGGAAUUAAGUUUCAAGAAGGGUGAAACUAUUGCUCUUCAUACUCAAGUUUCUGGAGAUUGGUGGCGUGGUUGUGUCAACGGUCGAGAAGGUCUUAUACCGGACAAAUAUAUACUUCUUAAGAUCAGGGACGAAGAACGCGAGAAACCUGCGGCCGAACCCUGCGCCAAGUCCAUCACGUCCUCGGACGAUUCGACCAGACGGCGGACAUCCAGUUCCAACGAUUCGGUGCUGUCCGAAUCAGCUGCUUCCGGUUAUUCUUCGCCACCGCUGGCCGACGUGCCGUGGCCACCGAACUCGGCAGGCUCCGGAACAACGGCCGGAAGGAACUCGGCGUCGUCUUCCCCGCACCGCCGGGCUCUGGCCGAUGCGCCCACUCACGAGAUGGGCAGCACCGACAGCUUGGACUCGGGAAAGGACUCGGCGUUGGACGAACAGUCGCCUUUACACGAUGGCAUCCCGAGGGCCCCCUGCAAGCAGCAACCGCCGAUAGCGGACGGGCGGCGGAAACGAGCGGAAAAGUACUCGACGUCGUCACCUCCACCCGUUGCGGCCCGCGAACACCACAACCGGUCAAAGUCGGCGGACUGUUGCGGCGUCAGUGGCGGCGAAGAAGACGGUUCGCGGGCCAAAACACACGCCAAAAGCCUGAGCGUGGGCGACGACUCGUUUGACCACAAGAUCCAGCUAUGGCGGAAGCGGGCAGACUCGCAGGGAUCCAUCGACCGGAAGCCGAUGCCCGCCGUCCGACAUCAGCUCCAGCAACACGCCGCCGACAUGAAGGGUACCGGUGGCGCCCCUGAUCUGGUCAUGGACCUUCCAGCCAGGACUUCCGGCGGCGGGGUGGCUCCUCAGGACUCGGCGCCGGCUACGACCCAAGAACCCGACAGCCCGGACAUGGGCACUGCCGCAGAGCGUUUCGCCAAGCAGAACCAGUGCACGUUGAAGAAGUACAGCAAACCAUUGCCCGCGGUGCCGCAGCUGGCAAACGGCGGUGGAGACAAGCCCGAACUUCCGCCCAAGUCGACCAAGCCUCCGCUCAAGGCCAAGCCACAGAUAUUCAAAAAACCUGUCUUCCUCGCGGCCGGUAAGGCCAACGAUGGACCGGCUCCACCACACCACCCUUAGUAGUAUCUUUCUAUAUCUACGUACGACCACCACCUACAUACUUACCGCAAUCGGUGGUUCGACUUCCGGUUUUGAUUUCUGAAUGCAAAACUCUAAACGUUCCACCUCCCGAAAAUAUGGACACAUAUAUUAUACGACCGCCGACAACAAAUAACGUCAAUAAAAUGUAUUUGAUAUUUUUUUUGCGUUAAAGUAGGGAUAUCUAUCCACCCUCUAUCGACUGUUCCCUGUGAUCCUUCUUAGUUAGCAGCCACUCGUCAACCCACCCUUAACCGUAUGCAAUAUAGUAGGUAGCUACAAUCAAUGUGUUGUCCAGUCGCAUCCAUUGAUUAUUUAACUUUUGGUGCAACGGUCGUUCCUGUAGUAUCAUUACAAUAUAAUAUAAUAUGUCACCUGCAGUCACCACCAUUGAUGUGAUCGUUUUAUAUAUCCACGAUAACGUUACCCGUAUAUCUUAUAAUAACAUACCUAAUAAUAUUUAUAAUAUUCGAUAAAUGGUCAUUCUUUUUUCAAACCUUUUUUAUAAAAAAUAUUUAUGAUAUAUAAUAUAUAUUUAUUUAAACAUUAUUUUUAAUCGAUAUUAUAUACUACCCAUAUGAUAUUAUUACAAUACGUCGUAUUUUAGUCAUUUCAACUCUACGUGUGCUGUCAUUCGUGUGCGUGUGUGCAGUUUCCUACGUCCCCGAUUGUUUACACGAAAAUAUUAUAUACAAAUAAUCAUAAUAUUUACUAAAUCGAACCUGAUCUCAUGUAUUAUAAUAAAAUAUACACCAAAAAUAAUUAUUCAAAGUUACUACUCGUGCAUAGAUUCUGCGGACGGAGUUUUUAUGCGACAACGCGAAGGCCUAAUAUAAAUUUAUUUAUUUUUUCGAUUUACGCUCAAAUCGCGUCUGAGGACUAAAUAAUAAUAAUACCAUAUAUACAUGUAUGUAAACGUAAUUUACUAGAGCCCGUUUGGUUUGUUCGGACAUUUUUUGAUCGAGGCUGUGUUGAAUGGCACUCAAUAUGAAACGCUCUCAACCGAGACCUGCCACGAACGUCUGAAUUCCGAGAGGAUCGCACCGCGCAGCUCCCACGUGGACAAUAAAAACGUAAUGAAUUGUCGAGCUCAUUGAAUUGCGUCGAGACUGAAAAUAUUUUCGUGCUUUUACCCUUUUUACAAGUGGAACGAGACUGAUUGUAUAGUAUUUUAUGAAGAGAUCAUGAUAAUAUAAAUGAUUUGUAGAUUUUGUUUUGUACGCGGAAUUCAAGGGAAAAAUGUGAGUCAAACUUUAUGUUUAAGUGAUGUCCAAAUUGGUACCUGUGUCAAAUAUUAAUUAAUGUUCCGUUCCGUUUUGAACCGAUCUGUUCGUGUGUAAUAUUGUUUAUUCAUUGUAAAGGUAUAAUACCCCCAUCAGGACACCAAUAACGUUACACUGAAACAUUACAAUAAUAGUUAAUAAAUUCUUUUGGGCGAAGAUACUAAGGGACGAGGGCCAUAUUUUAUAGGACCUAGAGGUAAUAUAACUUCCCGCCCAAUAAAAUCGUAUAAAAUCUAAUUCACUGUUGUGCGAUUAUUUUGUUUUAUAAUACACUAUUAACAUAUUAUGUUAUACCUAUUAAUUAGUAGCUAUGUAUAAUAUAAUAUUAUAGGCAUUCCCUUCUAAACGGCCCUCCUCCCAUUUUUGAUCCUGGUUUCGUGCCAGUAUUUGUUUCCUCUGCGAUAUUUUAUAAAUCGUCUUCAUUUGAAAUAUAUAUAAAUAUAUGAUAUAUUAUAUACCUUUAAUAUUAUAUAUUUAAUAAAAUAUGAUUAUAUUAUAUCUAAGCGUACUUCCCGAAAAGAUUUUGCGUACUUGCAUCAAAAUCGUAUUAUUAUUUUUUUUUUUUAAAUUGUUGUAAUAUUAUUUUUAUUAUUAUUAUUGUCAUUAUUAUAUUUUAUGUUGCUAUUCUUUGGACGUGUAAAUAUGUUAACGUGUGCAUAACGACUUGUAAACGCCAACACAUUGGCCUACCGAAAUGUAUUUUCCAUUUUGACAUUGUUUUAAAACCGUUAUUUUAUACAUGAAUUCAUUAUUUUAUGUCGACAGGGUGAUACCAUAAACAUACUCGUCCUCCGCCAAAAUUUGCGAUUUAUGUAAUAUUGUUCUACCCAUAAAAAGUAUUUUUUUAAAACGAUUAUUACUAUUAUUAUUAUUAUUAUUAUUAUUAUUAUUACUAUUAUUGCAUUAUUGAUAUAAUUAUGUUACGAUCCGCGUAUAAAAUUCUAAAAAAAAGAAAAAUUAUUUAUUUUUUACGCUAAAAUAAAAAUAACGUUUGAUAUUGCCGCAAAAUAUCCCCACACAUUGUGUCAAAUAAUAGGUGUACCCGCGUGACGUUCCGUCGAAAUAUAACAAUAUUAUUUUCGUUCCUAUAUUAUAUUAAUAAUAUUAUGUAACAUAGAUAGUUCAAUACCGAUUCGGUUGCCAAACGUUCCCCUAUUUUUGUACGCGCUCCCGAUUUGUGUCUCCUGUACGCCAAAUGUCUUGUUUUUAUUUAUAUUUAAAAUAUGUACGUACGUUGUAUCCAAGUACUCUGUAUCUCGUUCUCUCUCCAACUGUCAUUGUGCAUCUGUUUGUAUUCUCUCUCUCUCUCUCACUCUGUGUCUCUCCGUACAUGUUUAAAGUAUUUAAUAAAUAACAUUAUAUAUUAAUACGCGUAUGCAUGUGUGACCCAGCGUGUGUGUGUUUAUAUAUUAUUAUCGUUGUCGUCCUCGGUAUUAAUUAUGCAACGACAUGCGAUCGCCGUAUGUAACCCGGAAAUGCAGUUAAAUAGUAGAAUCGUCGUAUUGCACUACGAGCAGCGCAGAUGGACACCGACUGCAUUGUAGUCAAUGCAUUGUGUUCAGGAUUUUUCUGGCUGUUUGUGAUGACCCUAAUCGCUGAUAUUACUCGUUUUUGUUCCAUCGAGGGCGGUCCCCAGUCGUUUUUUCAACUUUUUAUAUUAUUUGUUUCGACGAUAAAUUAAUUACCUAGGUAAUUAAAAAUCAUUGAGCAAUAUUUAGAUCCUUUUUGAAUAGAAAAAUUAAUAUACUCGUAGAUUUUAUGCUGAUUAUCAACACCCGCAGAUAGAUUUUCUAGUAAAAUUUUUUUUGCGGCCCGAUUAUCGACAACCAUCUUAGCGAUCAAACUGUAAGUGAGCUCCCUCUCCCCUCUGGGCAUGAUUAAAUUGGGCUUCUCCUAGAUUGUAUUGUUUCGCAGAAGAAAACUGAGAAAAUACGGACGCUCGUAUGAGGGAUAGUAAUUAAUCGAGUUGAAAACUUUCCGAUUUGAUGACGCGCAACGGCCGUAGAAUUAAUAGGUGUGUGCGGCCAAAAUCAGUGGCUGGAUCGAAGGUCGGGUGUUUCAUGAUUUCUUUUUAAUCUCUGAUUAAAAAAAACUGUCCUACUCACGGUUUUUACGCGAAUUCUGGCUUUUUAUUAUUUCAUACACAUACCCCACCGACUAUUCUACAUACUGUGUACG